Messenger RNA from Balaenoptera ricei (Rice's whale), 1167 nucleotides. It is a transcript of the gene ATP23, whose product is annotated as ATP23 metallopeptidase and ATP synthase assembly factor homolog. NCBI's taxonomy places the organism in Eukaryota, Metazoa, Chordata, Mammalia, Artiodactyla, Balaenopteridae. The transcript has 7 exons. The record is from RefSeq and is a predicted model, not a curated record. Gene Ontology annotation, molecular function: metalloendopeptidase activity. Gene Ontology annotation, cellular component: extrinsic component of mitochondrial inner membrane. Bases 395 to 919 code for a protein of 174 amino acids. Gene Ontology annotation, biological process: mitochondrial protein processing; mitochondrial proton-transporting ATP synthase complex assembly.
GGGGUGGGGCGGCAGGACGCCCCUGACCUAGGCGGGCGACCUAGAGGCUUUGCAGUGAGGCGGAUCCGGUGCCUUCUCCCCAGACCUCGUGGAGGCCAGCUUCGUUUGGGGAGUGAUGCCAGGCGGAUUUUUACCCUCCAGCGCCUACUGUGUGCCUGGCCCACGCUGAGCACUCACGCUUCUUACCUCCAGGCCUCCCUGCACCCAGGCAGGGGCCUCACGCCUUUCCCAUUGGAAACACUGGCCGGGAGUCACCAAAGCAAAAUGGACAGGGAGGGACCCAGUGUCUUCCUCUUCCUCGGUUUACUUCGUUGUUUGGAUGAAGCACAUCCUCCAGUAGCUUCCUGAGAAAGAAUGCCUGGGAGAUCCGUAUGUUAAACUGCUGCUUGAUGCCAUGAAGCAUUCAGGUUGCGCUGUUAACAAAGAAAGACACUUUUCUUGUGAAGACUGUAAUGGAAAUGUCAGUGGAGGUUUUGAUGCUUCAGUGUCUCAGAUUGUUUUGUGCCAGAAUAAUAUCUGUAAUCAGGCCCAUAUGAACAGAGUGGUCACCCAUGAGCUCAUUCAUGCAUUCGAUCAUUGUCGAGCUCAUGUCGACUGGUUCACCAACGUCAGGCACUUGGCCUGCUCUGAGGUUCGAGCUGCUAACCUUAGUGGAGACUGCUCACUUUUAAAUGAAAUACUCAGGUUACAUUUUGGAUUAAAACAACACCAUCAGACUUGUGUGCGAGACAGAGCCAUUCGUUCUAUCCUGGCUGUUAGGAACAUCAGCAAAGAAGUAGCUCAGAAGGCUGUUGAUGAAGUUUUUGAAUCUUGUUUCAAUGACCAUGAACCUUUUGGAAGGAUCCCUCAUAAUAAGACCUAUGCAAGAUAUGCUCAUAGAGACUUUCAAAACCGGGAUCGGUACUACUCAAAUAUAUGAAGACGAUGACAUUUUAUAUUGCAGAACUUCAGUGAUCAUGAAGAAAGUAUGGUUCCCAAGUGGACAAACAUAAAAUGUAAAUGAUCAAUUAAAUACAGAGAAGACACAGAAGAUGCUGAUUCUAGCAUCAGAAAAAGUAACUGUGGUAAGAAAUGAAACUGCCUUAAACUCCAAGGCAAAAAUUGUAUCUUUGUAGCUAACCAUUUGGUAAAUAAGGCAAAUAAAUUGCAUUUUAAAAUUUUCUACAA